Molecule: messenger RNA, 3186 nt
Organism: Populus trichocarpa (black cottonwood)
Lineage: Eukaryota; Viridiplantae; Streptophyta; Magnoliopsida; Malpighiales; Salicaceae
Exons: 2
Coding region: 297-2645 (782 amino acids)
Source: RefSeq, a predicted model, not a curated record
ACAAGUAGUGUUUUAUUUUCUUUGAGAAUUCUAAUCCUCAUAGCCUCUCGGAAAUUAAAAAAAUAAAACAAAACCCUCCUCUUGGUUCUAUUUGAUCCAGUGGCCAAAAUUCAAUAAUUGAGAAGCUAAUUCAUCAAUGGGGUCUCUUUGAUUCAAGUUUAUGCAAAUGGAUGGUUUCUUGAUGAUGCAUAUGGGAACUUCAGGUUUUGGAUUUAGAUAUUUGUGAUUAAGAUCUCAACAACAUUGCUUUGGCUUAUACUUACAAAGAAGAACAGCCAAUAGCGAGACCUCUUGAAAUGGAAUUUAAUAAAGAGGAGGCAUCUAGAGUCAAAGAGAUUGCAGAGAAGAAGUUUGCAGAGAGGGACAUUGCUGGGGCAAGAAGAUUUGCAGUGAAGGCUCAAAACUUGUAUCCUGCACUUGAUGGUCUUCCUCGACUUUUAGCAGCUCUUGAUGUGUACAUGGCUGCUGAUAACAGAACAAAUGGAGAUGUAGACUGGUACAGAGUCCUUGAUGUUGAAUCGUCAGCAGAUGAUGACACAAUCCGGAGACAUUACAGGAAACUGGCUCUCAUUCUGCAUCCUGAUAAAAAUAAAGCAACAGGCGCUGAUGGGGCAUUUAAGAUUGUAUCUGAAGCCUGGAAUCUGUUGUCUGAUAAAGUGAAGAGAAUUUCCUUUGACCAGAAGCGGAAUGUAAAAGGUAUGGAUCAAAAAGUUCCAAAUUGGAAAUCAUCAGUGCCAGCUGGUCAGAAUGGUUCCCGUGAUCUCUCCAGCAAUAAAAAUUCUAAUGCACGGAGCCAGAAGAGUGCUGUGCACCCGAAGCCUGCUCCUCCUCACCUGUUUUCCAAACCCAAUACCUUUUGGACAAUCUGUAAUGCAUGCAAAACACAAUUUGAGUACCUUAGAACUUAUCUCAACCACAACCUUCUUUGUCAGAACUGUUGUCAGUCCUUCUUGGCUUUUGAGACGCCACCCCCAUCCAUGGAUGAAAAUGGCCCAUCCCGUAUGUGGACUUCAUACAGCAAAGAAGAGAAUUCUACUCGGCAUACAAGGGCUGAAAAAUCAUCUGCAUCAUCUACGUUUCAGCCAGGGGUAUUUUGUAAAGAUGGCAGUGUUGGAAGUGCAGCAUCAGCAUUGUCAGCUGCUCAAUCUGAGAAAUUGAAAAGAAAGCAUGAAGAGGAAUUCCUUCACCAGCAAACAAAAACAGUUGCUGGAGGAGCUUCUGGAUUCAGCAAGUCUGGUUCCAGUUCUGUACUGAAAGGAGAUAGGCUGAAGAAGAGAAGGUGCUCUGAUGAGCAAAGGGCAAACAGUAAUGGAAAAGAGAAAGCAAAGGAGGUGGCUAACAGAAAUGGAGUUGUUGAAUCUGGUUCUCGAAAGAGUAGUUUUGAAGCAGGGAGGAGGAACAUUUCUGGCAACCAUAAAGUUAAUAGCACAAAGGAGUUGACACAAGCAGAAACUCGAAAGAUGAUGAUGGAGAAGGCUAAGAGGGACAUUUCCAAGAAGGCGAAGGAAUGGAGCAGUGUGGCUAAUGUUCUAAAGACAUCAGGAAAGUAUAUAAACAAGGAGAGAGGAAAGCAGAAGGCUACUAUGAAUGGCACAAAAGCUGAUGCGAGAGAAUGUCCAGAGUAUCUAGUUUCCAAGAGCAGAGCUCACUCCACUGACCCUUCACCAAUUAAUGCUAAUGAUGAUCCAGAUACAAACAUCAGUGAUCGGCUAGCACUGAGUGUUCUGGAUCCAGAUUUUCAUGAUUUUGACAAGGAUCGCACCGAGAAAUCAUUUGGUGAUAACCAGGUUUGGGCUGCUUAUGAUAAUGAUGAUGGGAUGCCUAGGUAUUAUGCCAUGAUUCACAGUGUGAUAUCACGGAAACCUUUCAAAAUGCGGAUUAGUUGGCUUAACACCAAAAGCAACCGUGAAUUGGGCCCAUUAAACUGGAUUGGUUCUGGCUUUUACAAGACCAGUGGAGAAUUCUGGAUAGGCAAGCAUGAAGUCAAUAAGUCUCUUAAUUCUUUCUCUCACAAGGUGAAGUGGGUGAAGGGCACAAGAGGAGCCAUUCAAGUAUAUCCUGGAAAGGGAGAUGUUUGGGCCGUUUAUAAAAACUGGUCCCCUAAUUGGAAUGAGCAUACCCCAGAUGAAGUCAUACACAAAUACGACAUGGUUGAAGUGCUUGAGGACUACAAAGAGGAGAGAGGAGUUGCUGUCGCCCCUCUUGUUAAAGUUGCUGGUUUCAAGACGGUGUUUCGCCAGCAUCCUGAUCCAAGCAAAACCAGGACAAUUCCAAGGGAAGAGAUGUUUAGGUUUUCUCACCAGGUGCCUUCAGUUCUGCUCACAGGUCAAGAAGGUCAAUAUGCUCCUAAAGGUUGCUGGGAGCUUGAUCCUGCAUCAACUCCUUUGGAGCUACUUCAGGUAUUAACAGAAGUUCAGCUGGAUGCAAUGAUGGAGACUGCUGAAAAAGAUAAGGAAAAAUAUUCAUCUGGGGAUAUGAAAAAAUCCAGCGAAGAAGAGUUUGUUGAAAAUGUCAACACAGUCAAGGAGAAAGGGGUGGUGGGAGAGGCUGCUAGAGAAGAUGUGACUGGUGGUAGGAAGAAAAAGGGUAAGGAAACAAAUGAAGACACGGUAAUUGUGUAUAAACGGAUGCGACGAAAGAACUAGGGAAAAAAGCUAGAAGUUUCUCUGUUAGGCUUGACUUAAACUGAAGGGCUCACUUAACAGUUUUUGCCAAGUAGUUGAAGUGUUAGAAAAUUGAAGUUAGAGAUCAUUGCAGGCCAAAGUCUCAGAAAACUUUCUUUUUAGCAUUUCUUCAAAGACUACUGGGGCGUGGUUUUACAGAAACUGGUUCAGCAAUUCUUUCCUUUUCUAUACAUUGGUGGGAUUACAGUUUUGUUUGAAGUUACAGGAUGCCUUUGAGACUUUAUCCUAGCUGUGUUUGCAACUUGAAGACAGUUUGGAAGGCUGAAUUUACACACAGGGUAGCAGAAUUUAGAGCUUACCACCCAAUAGGCUAAGCUCUCUUUUUUUUUGUUGCUGCCCACUGAUAAUUUUAAUAAUGUUUUUGGUUACUCUCCAAAGGACUGGUGUUCUGCAGCUGGUCAAUUUUGUGUUACAGGAGCUGCACCCCAUAAUUCUUGUAUACCUGAGAAAGGCUUCAGAAUCUGUUAUUAUGAUACACAAAAAUACGAAGAAUUUCAACAUC